Naegleria lovaniensis is the source of this 1677-nucleotide messenger RNA. RefSeq lists its product as uncharacterized. The transcript has 6 exons. The coding region runs from base 1 to 1677 and encodes 558 amino acids. The record is from RefSeq and is a predicted model, not a curated record. NCBI's taxonomy places the organism in Eukaryota, Heterolobosea, Eutetramitea, Acrasida, Naegleriidae.
AUGUCGAUGGGUACCCAUGAUGAUGAUUAUGGAACGACGGAUGAAGCCAAUCAUCAGCAAGACGUUGUCGGAAUUGCAGAAAUGCAUCACGAGCAUCAACACAUCAAUUACGUAGAUGCUCCCAUGAAACAACGGAAAAAGAAAUCAUCAGAGGCUCAUACUUAUGGAUCUUUUGUUGCCUAUUGUUUUUGCGUCAAUUAUAUUUUAGGAGUUGGUGUGCUAGGCGUUCCAAAUGGUUUUCAACAGGGUGGUGUUUUAAUUGGACCUAUUUUUCUCUUUAUUGUCACUAUUUUUGCAGCAUUGGUUUUGAAUUGGAUUUUGGAAACGUUGUGUCGAGCGAAUGCCUUCAUGAAAGAACAAGAAAAACAAAAAUUGGAAGAAAAAUCAUCAUUGCUUCACCAUGAACCAUCAAGUGAGGAUGGUAACGAAACAGCUGUAGUUACUGCUUCUGUUGAUACUGACAAUAGAGUCAUCAUUGAAGAUCACACAGCUACAAGUGAGCUUUUCGAAUUUCCACAACGGAGAUAUGAAAUGAAUGAGUUGAGUCGAUUGUUUUUGGGAAGAAUUGGAAAGGUCAUUUAUGAAAUUGCAUUGUGUUGUUACUUGUAUGGCUCUCUGUGGAGUUAUUCUACAGUUUUUGCAGAGUCAAUGGCUUCACACGUUCCUUUACCAAUUAAUGGAUGGUUUACUUGCAAUGUGUAUUCAGACACUUCAUCAACUUGUGAUGCCUUGUACAAAAUUUAUGUUGGCCUCUAUGCUCUGGUAGUAGUACCAAUGACAUGCUUGAAUUUGACUGAACAAAAACCAGUUCAAAUUAUUCUCACCAUCUUUAGAUAUGUGGCUUUAGCACUCAUGAUUGGAGUGGCAUUUAUUUCCAUGUUUGUAGAUCCUUAUUCGCGCUAUCCUUCAAAUCCACAUACAGCCAUGGAGAGACAUCCUCCGUACGUGUCCGAGACAUAUCUAGCAAGAGGACAAGGAAUCUAUAUUUUGUUACCUAUUUGCAUUUAUUCUCAAAUUUUGCACCAUUCAGUCCCUGGUUUGUGUGAACCAGUGAGAAAUAAGAAGCAUUUACCUGCAAUUUUUACCUCAACUUUUGUCACAACAUAUUUAUUCUACACAAUUUUGGGUAUUGUUCUUGCUGUGUACUAUGGAGAUAAUAUUUUGGGAACAUGUUCUCUAAAUUUUGGAUAUUACAGAGGAGGAAAACCAUUUGGAAUGAGUACACCUAUUUGGGCCGAAUUAAUUGUCUAUGUGAUCAUUCUAUUUCCUGCCAUAGACGUUUUGUCAGCCUUUCCAUUGAAUGCCAUUACUCUUGGUAAUAAUAUUCACGCUGCAUUUUUCACAGGAACCAAAUGGAUGGACAGCCGAAAGAUUCAAGUUGUGUUCCGUUUGGUUGCUGCUGUUCCACCAAUUAUUGGAGCAUUAUUUGUUUCCAAUUUAGAAUUCAUUUUGAAAUAUGUUGGAUUAUUUGGGUUCCUCAUUACGUUCGUGAUACCUCCAACAUUGUUUCUGGUGUCAAAGUACAAAGCUCGCAAACAGUUUGGCACUGAGAAAACUCCAUACACCAGAUCUAUCAUCAGCUCAAACAUUUUGGCUGUAAUUUGCAUAUUAUUUGGUGUUGCCGCAAUUAUUUAUUGUAUCAUUGCAAAUAUUGUGGAGAGUGUUAUUCAAAAAUAA